AUGUCGUACCUCCUCCACGGCAGCACAUCUUAUACUGGAAUGGGCUGGGUCGACCUGGUACCCCGCUGCGGUCGUAUCUACAUUGGCGGCUUAUACGCUUUGUACCAGACCGACCUCAUCGAAGCAGCGGGCAUAACACACGUACUAUCGGUCAUCGACUACGACGCAUUGCUCCAAGAGAAAUUCCGGCACCUGAGACAUUUCCAUAUCCAUGCCGAGGAUCAUCCCAACACCAAUCUCUUGCAGUUUUUCGAGGGUGGUGUCAAAUAUAUCGAUGAGGCGCUAACCUCUUCCCCGCUGACUCCUGGCAAGCCUCAAGCCGCGGACGCUAAGAUCUCACCCUCAAAAGGGGGGAACGUCGCGUCCGGGGGUGGCGUAUUCGUGCACUGUGCAAUGGGCAAGUCACGGUCCGCCACUCUUGUCUGCGCGUACUUGAUUUGGAAAUACAACAUCUCCCCUGAAGCGGCGUUGGAGCAAUUAUGCGAGGGAAGGCCGAUUUGCGAUCCAAAUCCUGGCUUUAAAGAGCAGUUGGAGGUUUGGAGCGCAAUGUGCCGUGCUGGGUGUGAGGAAGAGAAGAAGAGGAUAUAUGAGCGCUGGGAAAAGGAUCAGUUUACUGGUGAAGUAUGGGAUUGGGAGACUCGAGUGAAGGAACAGGAAAGCAAGAAAGCCAUGAGUCCUCAAGCUUCGAAGCUUUAA
Messenger RNA from Bipolaris zeicola 26-R-13, 696 nucleotides. RefSeq lists its product as uncharacterized. Lineage: Eukaryota; Fungi; Ascomycota; Dothideomycetes; Pleosporales; Pleosporaceae. Gene Ontology annotation, molecular function: protein tyrosine/serine/threonine phosphatase activity. The coding region runs from base 1 to 696 and encodes 231 amino acids. Gene Ontology annotation, biological process: protein dephosphorylation. Gene Ontology annotation, cellular component: nucleus. The record is from RefSeq and is a predicted model, not a curated record. The transcript has a single exon.